Messenger RNA from Aspergillus tanneri, 2364 nucleotides. Its product is annotated as DUF3435 domain-containing protein. The coding region runs from base 1 to 2364 and encodes 787 amino acids. The transcript is spliced from 5 exons. The record is from RefSeq and is a predicted model, not a curated record. Lineage: Eukaryota; Fungi; Ascomycota; Eurotiomycetes; Eurotiales; Aspergillaceae.
AUGAUGACAGCGGCACGAGCAGCGACGUUCCGGAUGUCUUCUCAGAUGGCGCUGCAAGCCAGCAGCGAUGACGAUUCUGAUGAUUCUGACGAUGAUUCGAUCUUAGACGACGACGAGGAAGGACAGGAGCUUUCCGCAUUGCACUACCUUAAAGAGGCUGAAUUUCUCGAUGUCUCGCAGCUCCGACAAAAACGUUAUAGUCCGAAGACCCAUGCUAGUUUAGACGAUACGCGGGAUUACUGGGACCGGUUCUGCUAUGAAGGAAAACACGAUCCUGUCGAACGUUUUGGCUGGCUCUCUGAUUCCGAGGAGACAAUCCGAUUCCUCAAGGCCUUCUUCUCCUGGCGAUGCGGGCGGCGACGAAGCAAAAAGGGUCGUCGGACACCAGGAAUAAAAUAUAAAACCUCGCUAGAGACGUUCUGGAAGUGGUGGCAUCUGGUUUACAAGGCGGAGGUAGGGCAGGGCCUUAGCAAAGACACUACUGUCAAAAUCCUGGAUGUAUUGGCUUUGGUUGCUAAGGAGAAAAACCUUCUUCCUGGGCGGCGACCAAAAGCGACCAUGUAUAUCGAAGACGUGGCAGAGUUCGCUCGCGUGCUUCUGACAACGACAGAGAUGACGUUUCAGUGUGGGUGGCUUCGAAUACAACUCAUUCUUUUCUGCCAGCUGGCCGCCAUCACUGGUAGCCGCCCAGGAGCGCUUCUGGACCUACGCUAUCGGAACCUUGUGCUCACUCUUGUCCGCAACCCGGAAGGAGGACGUCCUCUGUUAUUCAUUUACUUGACCCCGGAGUUUACCAAGACUUUCCUGGGUGAGAAGGAACAGAAUACUUUUCCCAUUCCUGAGAUCGUCUUUGACCCGACCUUGGUCCUCAGCCCCCACGUGUUUCUUCUAGGGAUGCUGUUUCGCAUUAAGGCGUUCAAGAACUUCUCCACAGACGGGCUAGUGGUAGACUGUCCCGAAAAUCUGUAUAAACUCGGCGUCUUAGAUGGACUGGGACAACAAGAACUGAAAUUGAAGGAUGAAAUUCUCGAUCAGUUUGUGUUCUGCCAGGCCGUGCGCGAGGCGGAUGGGAUUCGAAUCGCCUUGGAAGAGCAACUUACGGAAGGAGCCCUUCGAUAUCGAAUGAAGCGAGGAGGCGAAAUUACAGGUUUCGAGCAGGUCACAAAGCCGUACUGUCUCCGUUACGGUGCAGCGAAAGCAUUCAAUGACAGCCCGGACGUUACCAACGAGCUCCAAAACGUGAUGUUGCAGCAUGCUAGCAUCAACACUUUCGUCAAACACUAUAGCGUGGGUAUCCACGUUGACGCUCAGGCGAUUGUUCGGGGGCUGCCGGCCCAGAAACAGCCGAUGCGGUUUGCAGCGUCCAUGAGCCGGUCAAUUGACCCCCGUCGACCUUACAAAUUAGAGGACACUAGCGUUGUCAACAAGGUCGAAAUUGUCGCCCUAUUGCAAAAGCGAGUAGAGGAAAGAAAAGAAGUCCGGGACGAGAUGAAGCGGGCUUUUGAGAUGGCGGAACGGGACUUCAAGCAAAAAUUCGGCGAUUACCUACAGCAAAAGAAAGUGAGACCGAAGUUGCAAGACCCCGCUCGUCGGGCGCUCGACGCUGUAGAGCGGUGGGAGAGAAAGUACCUGCGCGCGACCCAAAGGCAUAGCCGGGCACAGCGGGUGGCUCGGAAUGAGUGGCAACGACAACGUAACCGCUUGGUGCGUGAGAACCUGGAACGAUAUAAGAACGAGCAGCCGGUGAUUGACAGUGAGAGGCAACUCGCCGGAAAGGUGGUGGAUGAAGAGGUGAUGGGUGCUCUGGAGCGGACAGGAUAUAUGACCCCUCAGCAUAUGACAUUGAUCGACACCCUCUUGACCAUGCCAGGCUCGACUGUCGAAAAGGAGUAUCAACGUCGGAUUGCUGCAAUCAAUGCGAUUAUCGCUUUCUGUGACGUGGAAGAGGGUUCACCCACAAAGCGACCGAAAAUUACCCAGAAACGUCGCGCCACGGACGACUUACCUUCUACUCCCCCUGCGAAAAAGCAAGAAUGCACUACACCUGGGGAAGAGAUGACCACUCUUUCUCACGCUAUUGCGUCAGUCUGCAUUAAAGCUCCAAAUGAGCGGCCGACGAUUUGUUUCCUUUGCCUGGGGAAUCCUCGUUUGCCGGAACGUGAGCGAGUCAAAAGCUUUGGUACCCCUGGAUCUCUCGGCCGUCACUUUGUUGACAAACACGUCAUAAAAUAUCCGAAAGACAUGCGGGUCAAAUGCAGCAUCUGCAAGGAAGAGUUAGAGAAUAAAUCGGCAUUGAUGAACCAUGCUGAGAGAGUGCAUGGGACCGUAUCACGUCGGCCGUUGUCUGCCCUUGGCCCGAUUUAG